AUGUCAGACCCUGCGAACUACACCGUGGGCUGGAUCUGCGCCUUGCCCGUGGAAUACGUUGCCGCCCAAGAAUUCCUCGAUGAAGAACACGAAAAACCCCGCUCUGUGUCGUCAAAUGAUACCAACGACUAUACAUUAGGCAAGAUAGACGAGCACAAAGUCGUCAUCGCCGUCUUGCCUGAUGGUGAAUAUGGUACAGCUUCAGCGGCCAACGUAGCAACGAACAUGCUGAGCACCUUUCAUAACGUCAGGAUAGGCCUUAUGGUCGGCAUUGGUGGCGGCGUACCAAGUGAAAAGCACGACAUUCUGCGCCUCGUGGUUAGUGCGCCUCGUGGUGGUCAGGGCGGUGUUUUCCAGUACGACUUUGGUAAGUCAGUACAAGGCCAAAAAUUUCAUUAUACGCGAUUCUUGAACCAACCACCAACUAUAUUACGGACUGCUAUGACGGGAAUCCAAACACAAUACGAGAGGAAGGGACACCGGCUCGGAGAAGCUAUCGACAGUAUUCUCGACAGGAACAGAAGACUACGCCAGAAGUAUGAACGUCCGGAAUCUAUCACAGAUAGGCUCUUCCGGCCUACUUUUAUUCAUGAAACAGAUUGCGAUACUACAUUAUGUGUAAAUGAUACCGCAAACUUGGUCAUUCGACGCGAGCGGUCUAAAAAUGAGGAUAAUCCUGAAAUUCACUAUGGUACGGUUGCUUCUACAAACCAUUUAAUGAAGGAUACUUUAAUAAGAGAUAGACUAGCUGCUGAAAAAGAUGUUCUCUGUUUCGAAAUGGAAGCAGCCGGGCUGAUGAACACUUUCCCCUGUCUGGUUAUCCGGGGUAUCUGCGACUACUCAGACUCACAUAAGAACAAACAAUGGCAAGGAUAUACAGCGAUAGUGGCAGCUACAUACGCUAUAGACCUUCUAAAAAUGAUUCCUCUUAACAAAAUUGAGGCCAAGGAGAGGAUUAGUGUUAUUCUAUCUGAUCGAGCGUAUAAGCAAAGAGAGCGACACCAAGAUGAGCAGAAAAUAAUAGCUUUAACAAAGCAGCAAUAA
Molecule: messenger RNA, 1044 nt
Organism: Penicillium taxi
Lineage: Eukaryota; Fungi; Ascomycota; Eurotiomycetes; Eurotiales; Aspergillaceae
Product: 5'-methylthioadenosine/S-adenosylhomocysteine nucleosidase family protein
Exons: 3
Coding region: 1-1044 (347 amino acids)
Biological process (GO): nucleoside metabolic process
Molecular function (GO): catalytic activity
Source: RefSeq, a predicted model, not a curated record